AGCUCUGAAGCUAAUAGCACACAAGUAAUAAAAUCUAUCACUUAAACUCAUCACAACCAAGGAGCAUAGAACCGCAUCAAAUACUUAAGAGAAAAAAAUUAAUUCUAGCACAAUACAGGGUUCUUAGGUUUGUCUCUGGAGAAACCAUUAACAUUUUAUGUCCAACCCUGGAACAAAUGCAAAAGGUUCAAAGUACAGGUGAUGGAGGAAUGUUUAUUUUAAAACUCCACUCCUGAAGGAAUUCUGACCGAUCGCACCCUCUCCUGCAGUUAUUUUUGCUUGUGAUGCACUGCUCAAGACCCUCUAGGGUGCCCUUGUAGUGGAGAUUAUGUGAUGCAGAGGGCACUUCAUCAUGUUUUCCUGCACAUAGGGACACCCUUGGGGAGAAUAUUUGAUGCAGUGCCCUACAGGGUGCCCCUAUGUGCAUGAGAACAUCAUGAAGUGCCCUCUAGGGUGCCGUGUAGUGGAGUAUACAUGAUACAGAGGGCACUUCAUCAUGUUUUCUCACACAUAGGGGCAGAAUAUGUGAUGCAGUGCUCUAGAUGUUUCCAGUACAAACAUAAUGAAGUGUCCUAAUGGGUACCUAAUAGGAUUUCUCCCAUAUUUUUGUUAUAUUUUUCGCCCCGACCCAGUGUCUACUCCUCAGCUGGCUUCCAUUCAUAAAAUGAAAUCUGUCCUAUUCUGUGAUCACUAGGAGUUCAAUAACAUCUUUUUCUGAAAGGAGGUCCUUUCUGGCUGCAAAAAUGAACUCCGCUGCUCUAAACAGAUCUCUCGGAUAACAGUUAAAGAAACAGGAGCUCAGCAGGUGCGGAUAAAAUUACACGUGCUCACCGGAUGCUCAUGAGCGCCGCACGGCUGCUUCCCACACGUGCAGCCGGGGGUACAGCGUGCGGACAUGGUGGAUAUGAGUGCCGUCUUGUUAUUAAUGUGCUAGAAGAAGCUUAAGGUUUGAGGAAUGUACCGGAGGCAUGGAGGCGCGCGGAGAGAGCAGCCAGGCGAGCGAGGACGAUGCGCCACCAGAGGACCGCCUCAGUGUGACGGAUGUGUCCGUGGAGGUGGCCACGGUGGACGCCAUGCUCAAUAAACUGCGUAGUAAAUACAGCAGACGCAGAAGGAGAGCAAAGAAGGUGAAGAAACUGAAGAAGAGGCCACUGGUGAACCUGCAGAAUCUGGUCCUGAUUAUUACAGUCGUGGUGUUUGUCAUUGUGGUGAUCAUGUGGUCACUUCUGUGGGUUUUUACAUUUCGGAGAGAAAGCAACAGUGGCGUGUACUUCGCUGGUAUGUUUCGUGUCGCCAAUGUGGAGUUCAUACCAGAGUACCGGCAUGCCGACUCCAGUGAAUUUGUAUCCAUGGCAAAUCAAAUACAACAUGUGGUAAGCAAAGUCUACAGAUCAUCAUCAGUAUCAAAGCUCUACAAACACACCAUCAUAUCUGACCUGAGUAACAAUGAUAAAGGUGGUGUUCUGGUGCAUUUCUGGAUGAUCUUCGUGGUGCCAAGGUUAAAGACUCCAGCAGUGUGUGAGGAGUGUGUUAGUGCAAUCCUCAGAGACUCGGUGCUCACAUCCCUAAAGAACAGAUCCUCUGUGGGCUUCCUGUUGGGGCUGCCAGUAGACAUUGACUCCAUCUUCAUCAACAUUGCUCUUCGCUCAGAUUACACAUCAAUCGCUGCAGGCUCUGAGUGUGUGGAUAAGCUGUACGCAGGCCUCCCUGAUGUAAGAGUCCCACUGAACGUUUUCUCAUCAUGGGGGGGUCUGAGCUGCCACGUCAAACUCACGUCUGCUCCGGGCUCCAUCAUCCGGCUCACGGUGAACAGCCUGGACAUCGAGCCCAGUGACUGCACAUACGAUGCUCUCACUGUGUACGACGCACUGCUGCCUAUGAGAGCCAAAACUUUGCACAGGUUGUGUGAGGAAGUGCGGGUUCCAGUCUCUCUCGUCUCCACCUCUAACGUCAUGCUGCUGUCCUUCAGACUCACGCAAGGCAACAAGAGCUUCCGAGGAUUCUUCCAGGCCGUUCCUGAGGAGGAGUGCCUGAGUGUAAUUGAGAUUCCAGCAGCUCCCAGUGAAGCAGGAGAAAUGACCAGCCCGUUUUACCCCAGUCUUCUCCCCCCGCUGUGCUCCUGCACCUGGAGGCUUCAGACCCCCAGCACUUCUCUCGGUGUGGCUCUGAAGUUUCAGAACUACAUCCUGUCACCGAAAGACCUGACUCCAUGUGAACACGGAUGGUGGAAGGUCAAUGAGAUCAUAUACUGCGGCCGCUACGUGAGUCAUGCAACCGUCUUCCGUAUUCCUGAGAGAAGUGCAGAGGUGGUGUUUCGCUGCAGCUCCCGCAGCUCCGAGCUGCCUUUCAGUGCCACCUACAGCAGCUUCAACAUCAGCCAACCGUGUCCUGAGGGUCACUUCCUGUGCGCCACGGGGUUGUGUGUGGAAAAGGAACGACGCUGUGAUGGCCUGGAUGACUGUCAGGAUGAGAGCGAUGAGGUCUUCUGUGCAAAACCCUUUAAAAACUGCGGCAGCCAGACUUCUCUUCAUCCUCUUUAUGUAUGCGAUGGAGAGAAUGAUUGUCCCAAUGGACGAGAUGAAAGCAACUGUACUCAAGAGACGGGCUGCUCUGGGAUGUGGUAUCAGUGCAGCAAUGGAGCAUGUAUCCUAAAGAAAAAUGCAAAGUGUGAUGGAUUUCAUGACUGUCUCGACCACAGCGAUGAGAAGGACUGUGCCUGUGGUCAGUCCAUGCCUGUGAAACGUGUGAUGGACAGCACAGCUCCUCAGGAGCGAGUGGUGGGUGGGGUCAACGCUGUAGAAGGGGAGUGGCCAUGGCAGGUCAGUUUGCAUUUCUCUGGCCAUCUGUACUGUGGCGCCUCCGUUAUCACCAGCGAGUGGCUCAUCUCUGCUGCACACUGCUUCAGCAAAGAGAGACUGUCAGACUCUCGCCAGUGGAUGGCUCACCUGGGCAUGUUGACUCAGGGCAGUGCUAAGCACGUGGCAGAAAUCCGCCGCAUUGUGGUGCAUGAGUACUACAAUGCUCGUAACUUUGACUACGACAUCGCCCUGCUGCAGCUCAGAAAGGCGUGGCCCAGCAGCCUGGCCCCCUUUAUCCAGCCUGUGUGCCUGCCCGCCCCAUCACAGACCCUCACCGAGAGACACCGCUGCUGGGUGACGGGCUGGGGCUACCGCUCCGAACAGGAUAAGGUCCUACCCACGGUGCUGCAGAAGGCUGAGGUAAACGUCCUGAGUCAGAGUGAGUGUAAGAGGGCAUACGGUCCUGUCUCUCCCCGCAUGCUGUGUGCUGGAGUACCCAGUGGAGAGCGAGAUGCCUGCCGCGGGGACUCAGGUGGUCCUCUGUCGUGCCAGGCUUCGGAAGGUGGACGCUGGUUUCUGACAGGAAUCGUAAGCUGGGGGUCGGGCUGCGCCAGACCUAAUUUUCCCGGAGUGUACACCAGGGUGGCCAAGUUCAUCUACUGGAUCAACAGCCACAUUUACAACUCAUGAUUAACCUACAACACUCAGAGCCAAGCAUCAUAACCUCCAUUCAGUGAUAUAAAGUUUGAACCUCAGUAUCCAUGAACAGACCUCAGAAUAAUCACAGCCAUCAUUAGAUGAUUAGAGCAGAUUGUGUGCAGAUGUGUGAUUGUCUAGUGUGAUUCAAAGUCUGUAACACUUACACAGACAUAGGAAAUACAUGUGUAUUCUAAAAAUAAAUUAUAUUUGAAAAUUUGGGGUGAUGUCUUUUAGUUGGAGGGUCAGUAUACUCUUCUUCUGUAGGCUGCUUGAUUAUUCCAGAAAUUAUAAUAAAAAUCCAUUUUUGAGACACAAACUACAUCACUUCUGAGCACAUGAUGCUUAAGUUCAUGCAAAGCUUGUUCUGAAGACC
This is a messenger RNA of Pangasianodon hypophthalmus (striped catfish), 3870 nucleotides long. It is a transcript of the gene tmprss7, whose product is annotated as transmembrane serine protease 7. The record is from RefSeq and is a predicted model, not a curated record. The coding region runs from base 969 to 3488 and encodes 839 amino acids. Gene Ontology annotation, biological process: proteolysis. NCBI's taxonomy places the organism in Eukaryota, Metazoa, Chordata, Actinopteri, Siluriformes, Pangasiidae. Gene Ontology annotation, molecular function: serine-type endopeptidase activity; protein binding. The transcript is spliced from 18 exons.